AUGGUGCGGGCCGGGGUGAAGCCCACCGCCACCACCUACACCGCCCUCAUCAGCGCGUACGGCAAGCAGGGCAAGGUGGAGCAGGCGAUGGGGAUAUUUGCUGACAUGGUGGCGCGCGGCUGCGAGCGCAACGUCAUCACAUACAGCUCGCUCAUCAGCGCGGCGGAGAAGGCGGGCCGCACUGACCUGGCGCUGCAGCUGUUUGAGCGCAUGCACCAGGAGGGCUGCCGCCCCAACGUGGUCACCUACAACUCCCUCAUCGCGGCCUGCUCCCACGGGGCGCACUGGGAGGACGCGGAGCGCUGCUUUCAGCAGAUGGCGGCGCAGGGCUGCACCCCGGACGGCAUCACCUACUCCGCCCUCAUCACCGCCUUCGAGCGCGGCGGCCAGUGGCGGCGCGCGCUGGGGGCGUACGCCCAGAUGACUGCCCAGGGCUGCCACCCGGACAGCGCCGUCUACAACGCGCUGCUGGGGGCCUGCUGGUCCAGCGGCGUGGCCAUGGCCCAGAUGAGGGCCUCCCUCAUUUGGUCGGCGGCCAACCGCUCGGGCCACUUCCGCGUAUACCACCAGGCCAAGUCUGACCCGGCAGUGUUCCAGCACAGCUGCGUUGCCUUCACCGCCGGCGCGGCCAUCAUCACCCUGCUGCGCUGGCUCGUGGACAUUAGGCAUCGCAUGAUGCGGGACGGCCAGGGCCUGCUGCGGGACCGCGUCGUCUUCAACUUCCAAAAGGGCAAGGCCUGCCGCGUGGAGCAGCCCUCCGCGCUCAUCCGCGACGCGCUCGCCGCCGCGCUAGCCGGCGCCGCGUCGCCGUUUGAGGUCGCGCUUGUCGACGGCGCCACGACGCGCGUCGAGGCCGAGAGCGGCGCGCUGGCGGCGUGGCUGCGGUCGCCGGCGUUUGCGCCGCUCGCGUUUGUGGCGCACGCGGCGGCGGCCAAGAGGAUGACCCUGGAAACCCUGAUAUUGGAAGACCAGACAUUGGAGGCGCGCUGCAACGAGGCUCUGGCGCUGGUCCGCAGCUACGAGCACCUGCGCUGCUACAGCAGCGCACCCAAGAAGCAAGCAAAUUGA
Molecule: messenger RNA, 1068 nt
Organism: Monoraphidium neglectum
Lineage: Eukaryota; Viridiplantae; Chlorophyta; Chlorophyceae; Sphaeropleales; Selenastraceae
Product: Pentatricopeptide repeat-containing protein
Exons: 9
Coding region: 1-1068 (355 amino acids)
Molecular function (GO): protein binding
Source: RefSeq, a predicted model, not a curated record